Molecule: messenger RNA, 859 nt
Organism: Paramecium pentaurelia
Lineage: Eukaryota; Ciliophora; Oligohymenophorea; Peniculida; Parameciidae
Source: the annotation of a GenBank genome assembly
AUGCAAGAUUUAUAUCAUGAGAAAUAAACACUUAUGUUAUGUGGAUUAUGUGCUGUUAAUAAUUUAUUGUAGAAAUAACAGUAUUAUAAAAAAUCUAUGAAUGAACUAGCUGAAUAAUUACCAAAUGUAUCAAAUAGUUUAUUCAAUUAACAUUCAAGGUAAAUAUGAAUCUAUAUAUAUCAGUUUAUUCAAAAUUGGAAAUUAUUCAGCCGAUCUUUUAAUUACAGCAUUAGAAUUAGUUGGAAAAAAAGUAGUUUACUUUGAUAAAAGAAAAAUAGAAAAUUUAUAAAUAAUAUUUACAGAUCAUAAAGUAUUGGGUCUUUUACUUAAUAGAGUAUAAAAAAGUUUUUUUAUAACAACCAAUCAUUGGUUUGCUAUUUUAUAAAAAAAUUAAAAGUGGUAUAAUUUAGAUGGAAAAUUGAAAGAAUAUACAAGUUUUGAUAGUUAUAAUUAAUUGAUGGAUUUUAUUAAAAAGGAUCUAUAAAAUUUAAGUAUUUUUAUAGUCUAUAAUGAUAUGAUUUAAGAACAAAAUGCUUAUUAAUAAGUGGAAAAUUUUUAAUAGAAUUCUGAUAAAAAAUAAAUUAAUAUUGAAUAGGAAUUAAUAGAUGAGAAAUUAUAAUAAGCAGAUAAUGAAAUAUUUAAUUAAUAAGAAUAAUAAUAAUAAUAGGAAUAAUAAUAAUAAUAAUAAUAAUAAUAAUAAUAAUAAUAAUAAUAAUAAUAAUAAUAAUAAUAAUAAUAAUAAUAAUAAUAAUAAUAAUAAUAAUAAUAACAUUAAUUAGAUUAUAUUUAAUAGAUGAAUAAUCAAGAACAUAUAAAUUUCAAUGAAUAAACUUAAAAUUAAACUUUUAAAGAGACUUGA